Molecule: messenger RNA, 3620 nt
Organism: Cygnus olor (mute swan)
Lineage: Eukaryota; Metazoa; Chordata; Aves; Anseriformes; Anatidae
Gene: RNF166
Product: ring finger protein 166
Exons: 7
Coding region: 35-907 (290 amino acids)
Biological process (GO): protein polyubiquitination; ubiquitin-dependent protein catabolic process
Molecular function (GO): ubiquitin protein ligase activity
Source: RefSeq, a predicted model, not a curated record
GUGACGCGCGGCGCGGUGACGUCACGGCGCCGCCAUGUUCCGCAGCCUGCUGGUGGCGGCGGCGCAGCGGCCCCCGGCCCCCCCCGGCCCCCCCCGGGCCCCGCCGCCGCCGCUGCCGCCGCCGCCGCCGCCCCCUCCGGCCCCCGGCGGCCCCGAGGCGCUGGAGGCGCAGUUCAGCUGCCCCAUCUGCCUGGAGGUUCUGCGGGGAGUGCCUGCAGCCCUGCCUCCAGGUGCCGUCCCCGCUCUGCCCGCUCUGCCGCAUGCCGUUCGACCCCAAGAAGGUGGAGAAGGCCUCCAGCGUGGAGAAGCAGCUCUCGUCCUACAAGGCCCCCUGCAGAGGCUGCAGCAAAAAGGUGACCCUAGCCAAAAUGCGGUCUCACGUCUCGUCCUGUGCGAAGGUGCAGGAGCAGAUGGCCAACUGCCCCAAGUUCGUCCCCGUUGUCCCCACGUCCCAGCCUAUCCCCAGCAAUAUUCCCAAUCGCUCCACGUUCGUGUGCCCGUACUGCGGGGCCCGGAACCUGGACCAGCAGGAGCUGGUGAAGCACUGCAUGGAGAACCACCGCAACGACCCCAACAAAGUGGUGUGCCCGGUGUGCUCGGCCAUGCCCUGGGGGGACCCCAGCUACAAGAGCGCCAACUUCCUCCAGCACCUCCUCCACAGGCACAAGUUUUCCUACGACACCUUCGUGGACUACAACAUCGACGAGGAGGCAGCACUGCAGGCUGCUCUGGCUCUGUCUCUCUCCGAGAACUGAGGGCUGCUGCGGAGCUUCUCUUCGCUUCGGACCCCCCCUCACGCCCCUUUUGCACACUCGACCUCCCUGCUGGGGCGGCACGGAGCUCGUGGCCCCCCCGAGACCCACCGCCUCUCUUCCCUCUUCUCUCUGGGCUGAUCCCACCUCCGUGAAGAAGGCGGAGGCGCCUCGGCAUCACGGUGGAGCGUUUGAUAGGCACGUAAAACUGCGAUGCGUUUUAUGCAGAAACGCCCUAGUUCUAAACUACACCCAUCCACGUCCUUUUCUGAAAAGGAAGAAAACAGCACGGAGCGGUUUUGGUUUUUCUUUUUCAAACCCUACGAGGUUAUUUCUGGAGCCGCCGGUCUGUCCCGUCCCCCACGCUGCAGGCAGGAGGGAGCUGCCUCCUUUUCCUGCAGGACAGCCCAGGAGCAGGCCGGGCUGCAGCCUGGAGCAAGACUUUUGCCCUCGUGAGCCCCGUGGGAGCAGCGGGUUCGGAGCCGUGGACUGUCUGGACGCGCAGUGAAACUCCCAAAACUCCCACCCUCCUCGUUUUGUACCGGCUCUUGUGAUACUGCGUCCUCGCAUUUUUCUAUACGAACCGGCGCGAUGCCUUUUCCACGUUUUGUAGAGCGGGAACAGAAGCUGUUACUCUUUACACUGCAAUAUCCGUCGCCGGGGACGAGAGUUAUUUUUAUGGAACAUUAUUAAGAAAGUAUAUUUUUAAAAAAAAAAAAAAAAAAGACACUCUUAAAACGAAAACCAAACACGCUGUGGAUUUGAAAUCGGGUGGGAUGGAGGAGCUGGACCCUGGGCCCGCAGGUGGGACUCUGCCUGGGCCACGGCAAGCGUGCACGUUUCCUCCUCCGUCCCCUCCGGGCUGUCUCCGUCUGCUGGCAGCUUCUCUCUGCAGUUGGUGGUCAGCACCUCGUCGCUCAGCACCGCCAGCCCCGCGGCUCCUCCACGGCAAGGGGAGCGGGCAGCGGCGUGCCGAGAGCUGCCUCGUGGAGGACAAGCAGCCCCCUUUGUGUUCUCCAAGAGCCGCUUGCUCGGCUGCAGUCCCCGAGCUGCUAACUCGUGGCCGGGCUCUGCGGGUUCUCGCCGGGCUCGGCAGCUGGAGCAGCUCUUCGUAGCUGGCUCCUGGCAGGGCUCUGGGCUCUGAGUGCUGGCGUAACGCUGAGGGCUGGAUUUCCUUCCUCUCUCUGCCGGCUGAUCUCUCAGACGCUUGUAAUUAAACAAGAAGCGCUGCUUGAGAGCCAGGAACAAGGGGCUCAGCCCGCCGGGCUUGCACAAGCUCUGCUGGGAAUCACCCAAGUUUGAUUUUUUCCUCCAAAACUGCAGCGCUACUGGAAGCCCUUGGCCACAGAGAUCGAGCGUGGCAGGAAAGGAUUUCACCGAGCGGCUUCCAGCCCCUGGCUCCUGCGGCAGCAGCACCAACCCUUGCAGGCAGGGCUGCUCUGCGAUGUCCCUGGAUGUGGCCGUGGGCGAGAUCCGGAGGGCAGCUGCGGGCUCGGUGCUGCCGGACGGUGCUGUGCCUGUCCCACGGGCGCGUGGGGACGCGGGGCUGUGUGGGAUGCCUAACGCAGAGCAUCUCGUCCCCCGAAAUGGGAUCGCAGGAUUACGUGUUCCUCUCCCCAGGCAUGGGGCACAUCCGGGCAGAUGCUGAUCUGAGGGAUGUGCCGUAGCCUCCCCGUACCAAACGUGGCAGAAAGCACCUGCAAAGCACGGUGCCAUGUCUGCGCAGUCCCUGCACGGUGCCCAGGCACCCUGCCGCCCUUUGGGGUGGCACCAACAAGGGGACCAGCCCAAGGCUCACGGGGACUUACCCAUAUGGGGGCAGUGAGGUGACAUCUGCACACCUGGGCUGGGCAGUGCUCAGGAGGGCAGCAGUCCCCCCACCCCGUGCACUGAAGGGGUGCUUCGGGGGACCCCAAGGUGCCUGUCCGGGGCUGCACCCCAGUGUCCUCCUAAAGGUCGGGGUGCUGCUGGGACGUGCCACUGCUGUGCCCUGGGGCUGCGGGGCGCCUGUGCCUCUGGCAUGCCCCGGGCUCGCCUGCCGUCCUUAUCCCCGCUCAGAGAAGCAUCCUUUUGUGGUUCAUCCGAGUCCUGGCUCCCUCCAGCUCUGCUCUAGCAAUACUGUCUUUUUACUAUAAGUAGUACUGAGUGUUUUGGGGUCCUCGGGCUCCUGUUUUGGGGUCCUCGGGCUCCCCUGUGCCGCUGGCAGCCCUUCGGGGCAGGCACGGAGACCGGCUGCUCCCCUGGCAGAGGGCAGCACUCACUGCCCCCGGGCAAAGGGCUGGGGCUGCUCUGCUCCCUCCCUGGAGCAGGGAGGAACGGGGUCUUCCCUUACCAGCACCGCAUCCUCAGCACCUGCCCAGCCUGGGGGCUUCCCCUGCUCCCAGUGGGACGGAGCAGGGGAGUCUGGAAGGGACCCAGCUGGGUUUCCCCGUCCCCUCUUUGGCUGGGACUCUCAGGUUAGAGGUCUCUGGUCCGUGCUGCUCUCCAUGGAGCUCUUGCUACCUGCCCUGGAGGAUUUGGGGCAGCACCCUUAAUGCCUCUGUCUCCCUCCUCCUCUUCCUUUUUGCCCCAGAAGCGUCAGAGCAGGGGCAGCAACGGCUGCUUUCGUAAAGCACCUUAAGGCUGUGCAGGCGGCUCCUGCCUCUCGCCCCCUUGGCGUGGGGCUGGGUCUGACCAUGCCGGGGCUCCGGGUGCCGCCGGGCUCCUGCUGCGCCGCCGGCUGUGCUCGUUAGUUGCUCCCCCCGACUUUUUGCAUAAGGACUGGAACUUUUAAUGAGACAUACCGGUUUUUUGAAGAAGAAGAAAAAAAGAAAAAUCAACGAUGUAUUUGUAGCAAGCCAUUUUUCUCAGUAAAGGCGGUUUCAUCCA